AUGCCUGCUCCGAUCGAGGACCAUCCGUCCGAACCGCAUCAGGACCAGCUGCAGGCCGUGGGCAAAGCCUUCGAUGCCCUCCUACUAACCCUCUACCGACUUACCAAUAGACACAACGACCUCAAACAGCACUCCGAGGAUGUCUUCAAACAGUAUACAGCCGUGACGCGACAGCUGGCCCCUGAGGAUAGGCCGCAUGCGAUGGAAGUGCAGCAAAGGUUACUGGAUCAACAGAAAGAAUUGUGUCUAGGCCUUGUGCAGCACAAGUCCCCAGUCGAAGAACAGUCGCUCAAUUCAAUGGAUGUAAUCAAGACGCUCGUUUCACACCAAAAUGUAGACGAAACUGCCUUCCGGGCCAUCGUGGACGGGGUGAAGGGAUAUAAAGCUUUGCUCCGCUCCCAGGAUGGCCAAGGCUCCUCUCCCAACUCCACCACCAACUCGUGCAUCCUCUCCCGAGGCCCCGAAGACCCUUCGGUGUCGCUGGAAAAAGACUUCACCACCAACGGGACUCAGGGUAACCUGCACUGUCCUUUCUCCAAACCUCCACGAUCACCCCACCCGGGCUCCAUGCAGAACGGAGGAGCUGCGAAUAGUGAGGGGCCUAAGAUCCGCAUCGAUACCUGUGGUAAUCCGGACUCGGACCCCAUCAAGGCCGACAUAGAGGAACGACGAUCCAGUACAACCCCCUCGGCUCAUACCUCGGGAAGUCGAUGCCCCGUGUCUCGUUGUCCGAUCCGGUACCUGGAUAAGCAUUCGCCAGAGGAGAUCGCUGAAUACGUGGAACGUCACAAACAUGAAAUUCCUCGCAGCCAUGCCAUCUGCGUCAAGCGAUAUCAGCGAGACCCCCAGAAUAUGCGUCAACUGGACGCCAAGUAUGGCGGAUUAAUCAACAUGAUCAGUGGUCUCUCCGCGAAACACCAAGCCUUCCUCCCGCAACAGGCCAACGGCAAUGGCGACGAUGACCAGGCCUCCCACUCCGCAUCUACCGAACGAGUCGAGAAAUGGGCCGAGAACGUGGACCCCGUUGCCCCCGACACACCGAACACGAACGAGAAUGGCCAUGGCCAGGAGAACGGACACGGACACGGACACAAGGAGGAGGAUGAGGGGAGAACAAGGAUGAUGACAACAGCCGUGAGAGUCACUUUGACCGGCCCCUUCGAGAGGUCCGAGUGGCAAUUACCUGCCCCAGUACCCUUCUCCGGAUCGGCAUCUGGUCCUAUGUCACCACCAGCGCCCGUGGGUCCUCUUGAUACCUCACCUGGCGAUGCUCCGCCAAAGCCUGCUGGUCGCUGUCCCUUCGGUCAUGAUGCUCCCAAACCAAAGCCCGAAGAGCAUGUCGUUAAGCCCGAGUCACUCGGAUCACCAUGGGCCAAUUGGGGCAAGUCACUUGAAGAGAAGCCUGUGGAUGAGGGCCCUGCUGGCAUGAAGCAGCAGAAGCAGCACCCGGAGGAACCCACCUCGUCGCAGUCAGAGGCCAAGCCUCCACCACCAGCACAUAUCACCUUCAACGGCCCUGUUUUCUUCGGAUACUCCGCUGAGCAAACGGCCAGCCUGAUGCAGCAGCUGGGCAAUCUGGCCAACUUCACCAACCCCUCCUCCUAA
This is a messenger RNA of Penicillium cosmopolitanum, 1605 nucleotides long. RefSeq lists its product as uncharacterized. The transcript is spliced from 3 exons. Bases 1 to 1605 code for a protein of 534 amino acids. NCBI's taxonomy places the organism in Eukaryota, Fungi, Ascomycota, Eurotiomycetes, Eurotiales, Aspergillaceae. The record is from RefSeq and is a predicted model, not a curated record.